UAGACAAUUGUCUUCCUUUUGACAAGCUGUUCUGCUUUAGGCAAGUUAAACAGGAAGAGAUGUAUGCACUUCAUAAAGGAGGAGCUGCUAUAAAAGAGGACAUGGUACCUGGUAAACAAAGUGAGACAAAAUCAUUCCUUUCUCUGUCUCAGUUUGUAUUGACUUCGGGCCAACUUGGGCAGUAUGCGCUACAAAAGCAUUCAAAAAUUUCUUACGUUGAAGUGGAAAUUCUUGAUGCUCAGACAAAGAAGCAGAUUUGUGUCCUGGAAAAAAUCCUCCCUUCGUUUACGAUUGCAGAUAUAAAGCACAAGUUUCACAAAGCUUGUCCCCAGUGGUAUCCUUCACGUGUUGGCCUUCACCUGGAAUGCACUGGUCCUGUACUGAAAGAAACCAAAGUCAUUAAGAAUCUUGCAGCAUCCUCCAUCAUUACAUUAUACUUCAGAGAUCUGGGGACACAAAUAAGCUGGAUCACGGUGUUUCUGACAGAAUAUACUGGGUGUCUCUUAAUCUACCUGUUGUUUUAUUUUCGCUUACUUAACCUGUAUGGUAUGGAGGAUAUAGACCAUUGCAGCCGCCAGCCCGUGGUGCACUUGGCUUGCAUCUGCCAUUCUCUUCACUACAUCAAGCAAAUCUUCGAAACUCUCUUUGUGCACAGCCUAUCCAAUGGAAACACUGCUCUAAAGAAGAUGCUGAAGGGCUGUGCCUUUUAUUGGGGAUUCACCAUUUGGAUGGCUUAUUAUAUCAAUCACCCUCUAUACACACCUCCCAGCUUCGGCAAUAGACAAAUUUUUCCAGCCGUGGUCUGUUUCCUGGUCUGUGGAGCUGGAAAUUAUUUUACAAAUGUUGCCUUAGUUCAGGUGCAUAAAACAGGUAUUAAGAAUCAUUUUAUAAGGCCCACAUAUAAUCCCUUCACGUGGCUUUUCAAAUUGGUCUCCUGCCCGAACUACACAUAUGAGAUGGGGACCUGGAUUAGCUUCACCAUUAUGACCCAAACACUUCCAGUUGCUGUCUUUUCCCUGAUGGUAUCUCUCCAGCUGAUUUUCUGGGCUCAAAGAAAGCAUUGCAAAUAUCAGAAAGAUUUUAAAAAUUAUCCCAGCUACAGAACAGCUAUGAUUCCAUUCAUAUUAUAAGAGCCUGAAGUCAGUGAUGUUGAUUUUGGCUUUGUGCGGUUGUUAAAAUAGGUGACUGUAAAUCAGUAGCCAAUUUUACAUUUCUUCUGAUGGAUUUCAAUGAAAAUAAAAUGGGGAAUAACUACAAGAGGGGCCAGAGAUUGCUGGAAAAAUAAACAGUUUAAAUUGUGCAAAUGGAACAACAUCAUGAAACACAUGAGGAAUUUGAGGAAUUAUCUUUUGCCAAGAUAAUAGCAGAGCAGAGCAAAUCAUCGAGGAAAUUUUGGAAAUUCACAGUUCACACAUAUCUCUUCCUCACCAUAAGUUGCUGAAUUAUUCACACACUGACCUGGACUUUGUAUGGAGAAUAAUGUUGGGGUUAGCUACGGUUAAUAUUGUUACAGAGAAAAUUAGCAGUAACUUCCAGCAUCCUCACACAUUGCUAUGCUCCUCCAUUGGGUGCUCUGUAACAAUCCUCAUCAAUAUCAAUUUCAACUGCAUUGAAAUAAUUGCACUGGUGUGUACUUGGGGUGCUCCCCACUAAUUUAAAAUAAACAAAGUAAUAUAAAAAUCACUUCAUAAAACCAUUAUCCUUUUAAAUCGUCAUGCAACUGUCAAAAUAAAUAAAUUCACAAUCCCCUGACAACGUGUUACUCUUGGCUCAUAAGAAAACCUGAAAAGUAGCUUUAAAUCCUCACUUCUGGAUGUCCUCUGGCUCGGGAUCCACGUCCUGACAGGUUUUCCAUAACAAGGAGCUGAUGCUGUUGGCCCAUUCAGGACUCAGGUUGAAAUUGCAGAUUCGGCCUGGAUGAUAUCAUUGAAACUGAUCUGCAAAUUUAAAAUGGGAAGCUGCUUCCCUCCUGCCAGUGUUCGGCUCACCCGCUCAUGGCAAUGAGUUAUUAUUCGGAGGUAUCAGGAAGGAAGUGGGAUUUGAAAACGAGGAGCAUUUACACCAUCUGGAAGAAUUAGUUACUCGAUUACAAGAAGCUAAUUUGGUGAUGAACUUGACUAAAAGUGAAUUUGCAAAAGUGCAAGUUGGGUGUCUAGGCCAUACCAUUGGGCAUGGUAAGGUGGCUCCAAAAGAUGUGAAAGUCAAAGGUAGUGUGGAUUUCCCUGUGCCUACAACAAAAUGAGAAGUUUUGAGAUUUCUGGGCAUGAGUGGGUUUCAUCGGAAAUUUGUACCAAAUUUUAGCAGCGUGGUUGCUCCUCUGACUGAACUAUUAAAAAAGAGCAAGAAGUUUCAAUGGAUGCAUGAGUAUCAGAAGGCAUCUGACAGUUUGAAAACUGUAUAAGCUUUGACACCAGUUUUGAAAGUACCCAAUUAUGCCAAGAAAUUUAAGUUAGCUGUUGACGCAAUCAAUUUGGGAUUGGAGCUAUACGAUUACAAGAAGAUGACACUGGAAUUGAAAAACCAAUAAUGUACAUUUCACAGAAGUUGAAUGCACAACAGAAAAGAUAUUCAACGAUUGAAAAGGAGAUGUUGGGUUUGGUGUUAGCAUUGCAGCGUUUUGAUAUCUAUGUGGUAAACGAUUCAUCAGAAACAAUUGUUUAUGCAAACCACAAUCCUUUAAACUUCCUGCACAAAUUUCAAGACAGAAGUGCACGGCUAUUUAGAUGGAGUUUAUUACUGCAAGCAUCCAAUCUACAGAUUAUACGCGUCGCUGUACGAAAGAAUCUGAUUGCAGAUGCUUUAUCAAAAGUUUGAAGCUUAAAGGGAAAAUUGGAUAUUUAAAAGCCUGGACUCUGAACUGGAAUGGUUUCUGUUGAUGCAAAGGAUUGGUACAUAUAAUGUUAUGUUAAUGCAUGCAUCUGGUAAUGUAAUAGUGUAAGUAUAAAGAAAUGUAUAGGAGAUAGUAUAAGAUAGGUUAAUAAAAAUGAAGCCAUCUUUUUAAAUCAUCACGGUUCAUUUUUCAAUAUGAGGGGAAAUAUAAGAAAAUAUAAUAAUUCCCAUAAUGUUAUUGGAAUCUAUUGUAAAAUAAAGUAAUAGCAGAUGUGUUUA
Messenger RNA from Carcharodon carcharias (great white shark), 3108 nucleotides. Its product is annotated as trans-2,3-enoyl-CoA reductase-like. The transcript is spliced from 13 exons. The record is from RefSeq and is a predicted model, not a curated record. The coding region runs from base 60 to 1130 and encodes 356 amino acids. Gene Ontology annotation, biological process: very long-chain fatty acid biosynthetic process. Gene Ontology annotation, molecular function: oxidoreductase activity, acting on the CH-CH group of donors. NCBI's taxonomy places the organism in Eukaryota, Metazoa, Chordata, Chondrichthyes, Lamniformes, Lamnidae.